Postia placenta MAD-698-R-SB12 is the source of this 1338-nucleotide messenger RNA. RefSeq lists its product as hypothetical. Gene Ontology annotation, cellular component: heterotrimeric G-protein complex. Bases 1 to 1338 code for a protein of 445 amino acids. The record is from RefSeq and is a predicted model, not a curated record. Gene Ontology annotation, molecular function: guanyl nucleotide binding; G-protein beta/gamma-subunit complex binding; G protein-coupled receptor binding. The transcript is spliced from 12 exons. Gene Ontology annotation, biological process: adenylate cyclase-modulating G protein-coupled receptor signaling pathway. NCBI's taxonomy places the organism in Eukaryota, Fungi, Basidiomycota, Agaricomycetes, Polyporales, Adustoporiaceae.
AUGCCUGGACGCGACCCCCCAGACAACGACCCCCUAGAUGCCGUCCUCCGUCCACCCAUCGACGAGACCCUGGAGGAGAAGUCAUUCCGUCUCGCUGCAGAGGCGGAGGCACAUCGCAUCAGCCAAGAGAUUGACGAGAGCAUACGCCAGGAAAAGCUGCAGAAAAAGAAGGCGCGCGUCGUGAGGUUGCUACUGCUGGGCCAGAGCGAGUCAGGGAAGUCUACAACUCUACGACAGUUCCAGCGACUAUACACGCCCUCGGCAUUCCGCGAAGAGCGUAUUCUCUGGCACGCCAUCAUCCAGCUCAACCUCCUGCGCUCCGUCCACAUCAUCCUCGACGCGCUCGCCGACGGCCGGGGAUGCGGCCUGGGCGUCGGCGGGGGGCGCGAGCUCGCGGAGGAGGCGCAGGCGCUGCUGGUCGCGUGCCGCGCGGACCUGAUGGCGCUCUGGCGGGACAACACGGCGCGGACGGUGUUGAAGCGGCGGAAGAUCCGGCUGGAGGAGAGCCCGGGGUUCUUUCUGGAUGACCUCGACCGCGUGACGCAGCCGCAUUAUCAGCCAUCGGAUGAUGACGUGCUGAAGGCGCGGCUCAAGACGGUCGGCGUGUCCGAGUAUCGGUUCGAGAUGGAGGCGGGCUCGGAGCAGGGGACACAGUGGCGGAUCAUCGACGUGGGCGGAUCGAGGAGCCAAUGUUGGCACUAUGCUGAUGGCGAGCGUGUGGGCGAUCGAAAGAAACAUGGGUCCCAUUCUUCGAUGAUGGAAGACAGCGUGCUCCUCUGGAAGGCUGUGUGCGCGAACAAGCUUCUCGCUCGCGUGAACCUCGUGCUCUUCCUGAACAAGUGCGACAUCCUCGCCGCGAAGCUCGCGUCUGGCGUGCGCCUCGCGAAGUAUGUGCGCAGCUUCGGCGAGCGCGCCAACGACUCGGAGACGGCGGAGAAAUACUUCCGCAGCAAGUUCAAUGCCAUACACCGGGAGUACUCGCCAAUCCCGCGCAAGUUCUACGGGUUCUGCACUUCCGUGACGGACACAAAGACGACUGGCGGCAUCAUUGCAUCCGGUACGCUUUCGACGAUCCAGCGCCAGACGCCCGAUCGCGUCUGGUGGCAGAACAUGAUGGCUCCUGUGUACAUGUCAACGCCCCUCCCGCGCACGUUGGACAGCUGUCUCGCGUGGGCGGUGCGGUUCGGUCACCAGCAGCAUCAGCGCGCAAACGUCUCGCCUCUCGUGAUGCUUCCCCUAAAAGGCCUGCACGUUGGCGUGAACGCGGGAGAUGCGUUGCGUUUCGUGUCACUAUCCCUGCAGAUAUAUGCAACAGUAUGCCACCAUAGGGCGCGGUGA